AAAGAGCCGUAGCCUGCAGGCUGAGGAACGUUUUGCGACCCAAGAGAUGUCUUUCUACUGCUGCAACAACUGAUCAGUUUACAGGAAAGGCGAGGACUCCGCCCGCUGCUAAAUUGAAAAAAAUAACACUCCGAUAGUCUUUGACGAUGUUAUUUAGCUGACUUCAAACUCAAAGUUCCAGGCUCUUUCCUUGCUCAGCCUCAAAUUUAAAAACAUGGCGGUAACAAUACGACCAUAAUAAGACCGACGAGUUAAGAGUUGAAUCACAGUUGAAUAAGUUGAUUCAAAUUUCAACUAUUAUCUAAUGGAGAAUGUAGUACCUGUAAAGUUUUGGGGAUCAGAUCCACUGUACUGGUCACAUGUAAAGCUGUUUGUGCGAGAUGUGCUUUGCCUGAGAGAAUAUCCCGGCUUUGAUUUUUAUGCCAUCAGUAAUCACCCUGUUGUACAAGUGCUCAUUGUGGGCUACGUUGUUAAGGUACAUAAGAAAGAGAAGCUUAUCACUUUUGAAGUUGAUGAUGGCACUGGCUUAAUAUCAUGCUGUUAUUGGUACAAUGAACAUGUUGACAUGGUUGAUGCAAACUUAGGAGAUCUGGUUACUGUGAUGGGAAAAAUAAGUAAUUAUCACAAUGCAAGACAAAUAAUUAUAUCGUCCUUUUAUAUUGAAACAGACCACAAUGUUGAAGUUCUUCACUGGCUUGAUGUCAUGAAUAUAAGAGAGAUUUAUCUGAAGCCUUUUCAACUUCAUGAUGCUGACAGUUUCGAAAAAACAUCUUGUCUGAAAAAUGCUGCAGAUACGGAGAUUUAUGACCUUGAGAAAUCUGUUGAUAAGGAAAUAUCCGAUUAUCUUGAACAUGCACAAGUGUUGCACUUUACCAUCGAAGGUACUUUAUGUAAGAAUGAAAAAAUUAUGGCUGUGGUGAAAGAAUUAAUUAAGUACCGACAACGAGGCAAAAGUUCUAAAAUGAUGUCGUCGACUAAGCCCGCGGUAAAGGAGGUCACACAUUAUAAAAGAUAGUUUACAAAAACUAGAAAAAGUUGGCGUUGUGUAUCAUCAACCUGACAGAACACAAUACGAGUUUAUUUACCACAAGAAAGUUUUGUUUACUCGAGUGAUGCAUAUUAUCAAAGAAACCAGUGAAAACGAAGGUGAACCAUCCGAAGGUGGCGUCGCAUUGAGUAAGAUCAUGCGCGGUUUAAAGUCUCGUGACAAAUACAAGAACGUUCAGCGAAGUCGAGUUAAGAGGGCUUUAGAAGAUCUUGUUAACACUGGAGAUAUUUAUGAAACUAGACAUGAGCAUUUUCGACUUUCAUGAGUUUUUCAAGACUUAAUUAUAUUUUGAAAUUUUGUACUUAGCAUAUGCAAAAGAUGGCCAUGAAUUGUUAUAUAACAAUAUCUUAAGCAAUGAUGAGGACUUUCUAUGUAAAGUGAAACUCUCUGGACCAACGUAACUUUUUGGACACCAGAUGAAGAUAGUUACUUUAACAUCUUACUAUUUUAUUUGGAUGGUUUUGUUCAGGGGUGAGAUUUUUUUCUCACAGACUUUUUUCUUGAAUUCACUUUAUGACUUAUGGCCUUCUUGAAGCGUGGCUUCCUUCCUUAUAUUUUCUCGAUCGUGUAAGUAUUCUGUUUUGGAACAGGGACGUAGGAGGAUCUAUAAUCGUUGGGCAGGGGGUAUACAUGUAUGCAUGAGUUCCUUUGAAAACCAUUGUUUUUAGCGGAUUAUGACUAUGUUAUUAGCGGAUUAUAAAUAAAUAAUAAAACGAUGGUGACUUGGAA
Molecule: messenger RNA, 1777 nt
Organism: Xenia sp. Carnegie-2017
Lineage: Eukaryota; Metazoa; Cnidaria; Anthozoa; Malacalcyonacea; Xeniidae
Product: CST complex subunit STN1-like
Exons: 9
Coding region: 305-1015 (236 amino acids)
Biological process (GO): nucleotide-excision repair; double-strand break repair via homologous recombination; DNA replication
Cellular component (GO): site of double-strand break; chromosome, telomeric region; DNA replication factor A complex
Source: RefSeq, a predicted model, not a curated record